CUAACAAUCCACUGAGAGGAGCAGCAUCAUUGAUGUUGAGUUCAGCAGAGGUGGGGCCUCCAAUCUACCUGCCUUAAGGCAGAUAGAACAGAUAAUCAAAGAAUUCUGAGGUUUCCCAUUGUAAUUGGGCUAUUAUUUGGAAAAGUGGAGGAAGUUUAUCAAGCUUUUAACAGAAGGUCUUUUGGCUGAAGUAGCACAGUGGAGAACUAGCCCUCUGGCUAACUGUUUUACUGGAAGUAUUGAGACCAAACAUGGCUGGCUAGACGAUUGUUUGAGGUCCUGCUCUAAAUGACUUAAGCCUGGGAAGAGCCACCCAGUACCCUCUCUGAUUGGACUGGGUAGUUUGUCUUGACGCACCACUGUGCUGAGUGCUGGAGGACGUGUUUCAACAGAUGGUUGGGGUUAGUGUGUGUCAUCACAUUGGAGAACGGAUUAGAGGAGGAAGGUUGUCUUCCAGGAGCAGUGUGGUCCCCACAAACACUCUGAGGAGCUCAAGCGCGAACAACCCACAGCAAGAGAGAUCAACUCCAUGAGCAAGACUGACAUUCAGAGCCCAACAUGCAAGCCACUGGAAAGCUGUACCAUUCAAAUGAAGUGGUGCUGUGGUUUUCCUGUUUGGUUGCCAUGGUGUGAUCGAUGUGGCAGUGAAGAAAUUAGACGUAGAUCAAAGAUUACGUUGUGAGGAUUCCAGCCUUCUGAUUCCUGUUCACACGCCCCGGUUUGCAGUCCCAUGAUGCAGCUGGUGAGCCUGGCCUGGAUGAUGGUCCUGGCCGCCCCACUGGUCUGCUCUGGUUUCACCACCCGUGGUCAGGGCCUGCGUGGGCGGGUCCUAGGUGACCGACGGAACAUCAGACCCAACAUCAUACUCAUCAUGACAGAUGACCAGGAUGUGGAGUUGGGCUCAUUGCAGGUGAUGAACAAAACUCGCAAGAUCAUGGAGGACGGUGGAACCUCAUUUACAAAUGCGUUUGUAACUACGCCCAUGUGCUGUCCAUCACGCUCUUCCAUGCUGACUGGGAAGUACGUCCACAACCACAACACGUACACCAACAACGAAAACUGUUCCUCACCUUCCUGGCAAGUUCAGCAUGAGCCGCGCUCCUUUGCCGUUUAUCUCAACAACACUGGAUACAGAACAGCGUUCUUUGGGAAGUACCUCAAUGAGUACAAUGGCAGCUACAUCCCACCUGGGUGGCGCGAAUGGGUGGGGCUGAUCAAAAAUUCCCGUUUCUAUAAUUACACCGUCUGUCGGAAUGGGAACAAGGAGAAGCACGGCGCGGAUUAUGCCAAGGACUACUUCACUGAUUUGAUUACCAACGACAGCAUCAACUACUUCCGAAUGUCCAAGCGCAUGUACCCGCAUCGGCCGGUGAUGAUGGUGAUCAGUCAUGCAGCGCCUCAUGGCCCGGAGGAUUCAGCACCCCAGUACUCCGAGCUCUUCCCAAACGCUUCCCAGCACAUAACUCCCAGCUACAACUACGCACCAAACAUGGAUAAGCACUGGAUCAUGCAGUACACCGGCCCAAUGAAACCAAUCCACAUGGAGUUCACCAACUACCUGCACAGGAAGAGGCUCCAGACGCUGAUGUCUGUAGAUGACUCUGUAGAAAAGAUAUAUAAUGUCCUGGUCGAUACCGGGGAGCUGGAGAAUACCUAUAUCAUUUACACAGCUGAUCAUGGCUACCACGUUGGCCAGUUUGGCCUGGUCAAGGGGAAAUCUAUGCCCUAUGAUUUUGACAUCAGAGUACCGUUUUUUGUCAGAGGUCCUAACGUGGAACCAGGAGCAAGGAACAACCAUCUUGUGCUAAACAUUGAUCUCGCACCCACAAUCUUGGACAUAGCUGGGCUGGACACUCCACCUGAUAUGGAUGGCAAAUCUGUCCUGAAGCUUCUGGAGCAGGAAAAGAGUGGGAAUAGAUUCAAGCCCAACCGGAAACCCAAAGUCUGGAGGGACACAUUCCUCGUGGAGCGGGGCAAAAUCCUGCGCAAGAAAGAUGACUCAGAAGGCAACUUGAACACACAACACUCCAACAGCUUACCCAAGUACAAGAAGUUGAAGGAGGUGUGUCAGCAGGCAGAGUAUCAGACGCCCUGUGAACAACCAGGACAGAAAUGGCACUGUGUGGAGGAGGUCAGUGGGAAGUGGCGUUUGCAGAAGUGUAAGGGCUCUCUGAAGGAAGGAUCCAAGAAGAGGGCGAGGAGUCUGCACUCUCGAAGCUACGACAGCCGUGAGAAAGACUGCCACUGUGGAGACCGGCCUUACAAAUCGGCCAAGGCAGCACGGCGGACACAGAGACAGUUUGCCCACAGCAGUAAUCCAAGCUACAGACCUCGCUUUGUUCACAUGCGGCCAGCCAGAUCCCUGUCAGUGGAGUUUGAGGGUGAAAUCUACGAUGUGGACCUACAGGCUGAUGACAAAACCCCCCUUGAGCCUCGACCAGUCAGCAAACGGCACCAUGAGCCUGAGGGAGGUCUAGAUUCGGACUUUGGGUUGGAGUCCGAUGACGGAUCGGAGGAGAUGCAGUCGGAUGACACUAAUGCAGUGGGCUACCCCAAUUCUCUUAAAGUCACCCAUAAAUGUUUCAUAUUAAUGAAUGACACUGUGCACUGUGAAAGAGAGAUUUACCAGUCCUCCAGAGCAUGGAAAGACCACAAGAACUUUGUGGACCAAGAGAUUGAACUUCUCCAGGAUAAAAUGAAGCAACUGCGUGAGGUUAGAGGCCAUUUAAAGAGGAGGAGACCGGAUGAGUGUGACUGUGGAAAGAAGAGAGAGGUCAUGCAGGAAGUGGACAGCAAGACUCAACUCUACAACGAGAUCCGCCGUAGAAAGAAAGAGAGGAAGGAAAGGAAGAGGCAAAGGAAGGGUGAUGACUGCAGUCUUCCUGGCCUCACCUGCUUCGCACAUAAUAAUGACCACUGGCAGACCGCCCCCUUCUGGAACUUGGGUGGCUUCUGUGCCUGCACAAGCUCUAACAACAACACAUACUGGUGUCUGAGAACUAUAAAUGAAACUCACAACACACUCUUCUGUGAAUUUGCCACUGGUUUCCUGGAGUACUUUGACCUAAACAGUGACCCAUACCAGUUAACCAACGCAGUUUAUACAGUGGAGAGGGACGUCCUGAGCCAACUGCAUUUACAGCUGAUGGAAAUGAGGAGCUGUCAGGGCCACAAGCAGUGCAACCCGAGGCCAAAAGGCUUAGAUGCAGAACACAGCCAGCCUGGGAUGUCCACAAAAGUUAAGCUGCCCAAUUUCACAGAGGACAUCGACUGGCAAGGACUGGCAGAUUUGUACUGCAUGAACGAGAGUCUGUACGAACACAGACGCAACUACAGUCCCGACCUGGAUGACUGGAUGAACUUUUGGAAGGAUGUAGAUACUAUGUUUGCACUGCUGGGAAAUUUAAAGACACUCAACCAAACCAAUAAGCUUGACCCCCUGGCUGAGCUGGGCUCCGGGGUCCUGGAGGAGGCCAGCGGUGCUGGAUUCCCGAUCCGAGAGGAACGCCCCCUGAAUCCUGUCACCGAAGGACCCUCGAGAGGUCCAACACCCCAAACUCUUCAAAAGAGUCGUUUAAAGUCUUCUAAUGAACUCCCAGAAGGCCACCCAGCCAAACCAAGUGCUCUUCCCAGGGGAGACACCUGGGUUCAACAGCUGGAAAAAGAGUUGGACAAUGAUGGAAUAACGUUUAGUGGCAACGGGGUCACUGAACUGGAGACCCGCCAUGACUUUCUGUUGCGCAGCUCUAAAAUUCUGGAUCGCCACCUGCCGGAAGAAGAGGAGGACAUUUUUCAGGCCCAGGGUUACCUUCCCCUCUCGUCGCAGCCAGCCAGACCCCCAGAGCCCACUGGGGAAUCUCCUCCAGCCCAGAAUGACACCCCACAGGAGAAGUGGAAUGGAAGCGUCAGACCUUUUACCCACAAGCCCAGGGAUGUUCAAGACUCGGAGGGUAGCGCCUCGGGACCAUCCCCUUUGUGAAAGGACUGCUGCCAUGCACUGUGAAGCCAGCCAACUCAGAGACACUAACCCCACGGAGCAUGGACUGCUCUCCUGUAUAAUCCAAUGAAUUAUUUUAUUUUGCUUCCAUUUAUUAGAAAUCAGUGUAAUGUAUUUUGUCUAUAUAUAUAAAUAUAAAAAAUUAGAGGUAAAGUAUCGAAUGCAUCUUAAAUGUUGGGUUUGGUUUUAAAUCUCAAGGGGGAAAACACCAUCAAAGUAAGGUUUUAAUAUAUUUUUAAGUAAGAAACCGGUUCAAAUGGUGAAACGGUCACAUUCAGUCUUGAAUUAACCACAUGCAGAUUGUUUCCCCAGAUAUCUGAUGCACUUUUUUCAAGUUUCUCGACUUCAACACAUUCUGCAGUCUCAUUUAGACGUAAAUGACUACAUGUUGACACCCAACACAAGUCGUCAUUUGUUGAAUUCGCCUUUGUUAAUGAAUAUUCUUGGUGUUUUCUUCCAUGUUUACUUCAACUUUUUAGGUUCAGUUCACUGUUUACACUAUAAACACUGCUUGAACAUGUUUCAUACACUUGGAUUGUGGGUUUAAUGGUUUGACUUGUUGAUGAAAUGGUUCUCUCACAAAUGUUGUAUAGUUCAGCUGCAUUCAGUCCACAUAAUGUAAGAAGGGCAUUCACCGUAAGUGCAUUAAUCAUUGAUGACUAACAUUUUCACUAACCUACAAAAAGUAAUCACUUUAAAAUAGCUUGUUUCAUUUGUGAAGAAUGUGAGAUGGGCAUUUAUUCAGAGUUUUUUGACCAUUUUCUUUUAGAAUUGCAAUGUCUAAAUUCAUUUUUGAAGAAAAAAUGGUUUGAAGAUGAGAUGACCUGCCAAAUUUGCAAAUAUUACAUUACUUUUUAACCAGUGGUGUUGAAACUAUUCUGGCUUCUGGAAAGCCAAGAAGCUGUUUUGCAAUAAAAACCUGCCAAACAUUUGUUUCACCUA
Cyprinus carpio (common carp) is the source of this 4939-nucleotide messenger RNA. RefSeq names its product extracellular sulfatase Sulf-1. Gene Ontology annotation, molecular function: glycosaminoglycan binding; N-acetylglucosamine-6-sulfatase activity. The record is from RefSeq and is a predicted model, not a curated record. Gene Ontology annotation, cellular component: cell surface; endoplasmic reticulum; plasma membrane. Lineage: Eukaryota; Metazoa; Chordata; Actinopteri; Cypriniformes; Cyprinidae.